AUGAAGAUUUUAAACACUACCGGAAACUGUACAACAGAAAGGACAACUAAAAACUGUACAACAGACAAAACAACUGAAAACUGUACAACAGAUAGAACAACUAAAAACCCUACAACAGAUAGAACUACUGAACACUGUACAACAGACAGGACAACUAAAAACUGUACAACAGACAAAACAACUGAAAACUGUACAACAGAUAGAACAACUAAAAACCCUACAACAGAUAGAACUACUGAACACUGUACAACAGAUAGAACAACUAAAAACUGUACAACAGAUAGAACAACUAAAAACUGUACAACAGACAAAACAAAUGAAAACUGUACAACAGACAGAACAACUAAAAACUGUACAACAGAUAGAACAACUAAAAACACUGCAAAGCCAUGA
Molecule: messenger RNA, 393 nt
Organism: Mytilus californianus (California mussel)
Lineage: Eukaryota; Metazoa; Mollusca; Bivalvia; Mytilida; Mytilidae
Product: antigen 10-3-like
Exons: 2
Coding region: 1-393 (130 amino acids)
Source: RefSeq, a predicted model, not a curated record